Messenger RNA from Phyllostomus discolor (pale spear-nosed bat), 5831 nucleotides. RefSeq names its product PMS1 homolog 1, mismatch repair system component (gene PMS1). Lineage: Eukaryota; Metazoa; Chordata; Mammalia; Chiroptera; Phyllostomidae. Gene Ontology annotation, cellular component: MutLalpha complex. The record is from RefSeq and is a predicted model, not a curated record. Bases 148 to 2967 code for a protein of 939 amino acids. Gene Ontology annotation, molecular function: ATP-dependent DNA damage sensor activity; ATP hydrolysis activity; mismatched DNA binding. The transcript is spliced from 14 exons. Gene Ontology annotation, biological process: mismatch repair.
GGUGCCUGCUCGGCUGCGCGCGCGCUGAGGAGCGAUUCGGCGUCCGCGGAGCCGGGCUUGGGCUGCGGGCGGGACGCUGGCUGGUCGGCUAGUGGAUGAUAAUUACCCACCUCGCGCGAGCAAGAAGCUACUCUGCUAAAAGCUAGAAUGAAACAGUUAUCUGCAGCAACAGUUCGCCUCCUUUCAAGUUCCCAGACAAUCACUUCAGUGGUCAGUGUUGUAAAAGAGCUCAUUGAAAAUUCCUUGGACGCAGGAGCCACAAGCAUAGAUGUUAAACUGGAGAAUUAUGGAUUUGAUAAAAUUGAAGUGCGAGACAAUGGUGAAGGUAUCAAGGCCACUGAUGCACCUGUAAUGGCAGUGAAGUACUAUACCUCAAAAAUAAGUAGUCAUGAAGAUCUUGAAAAUUUGACAACUUACGGUUUUCGUGGUGAAGCCUUGGGAUCAAUAUGUUGUGUAGCUGAGGUUUUAAUUACAACGAGGACAGCUGCUGAUAAUUUUAGCACCCAGUAUGUUUUAGAUGGCAGUGGCCAAAUAAUUUCUCAAAAACCUUCACAUCUUGGUCAAGGUACAACUGUAACUGCUUUAAAAUUGUUUAAGAAUCUACCUGUUAGAAAGCAAUUUUACGCAACUGCUAAAAAAUGUAAAGAUGAAAUAAAAAAGGUCCUGGAUCUCCUCAUAAGCUAUGGAAUACUUAAACCUGACUUAAGGAUUCUCUUUAUUCAUAACAAGGCAGUUAUUUGGCAGAAAACUAGAGUAUCAGAUCAUAAGAUGGCUCUCAUGUCUGUUCUGGGGACUGCUGUUAUGGGCAACAUGGACUCCUUUCAGUACCACUCUGAAGAAUCUCAGAUUCACCUAAGUGGAUUUCUUCCAAAGUGUGAUGCAGACCACUCUCUCACAAGUCUUUCAACCCCAGAAAGGAGUUUUAUUUUUAUAAACAAUCGACCAGUACACCAAAAAGACAUAUUAAAGUUAAUUCGACAUUAUUACAAUCUGAAGUGCCUGAAGGAAUCUACUCGCUUGUAUCCCAUUUUUGUUCUGAAAAUUGAUGUUCCUACAGCUAAUGUGGAUGUCAAUUUAACACCGGAUAAAAGUCAAGUAUUGUUACAGAAUAAGGAAUCUGUUUUAAUUGCUCUUGAAAAUCUGAUGACGACUUGUUACGGAUCACUACCUAGUACAAAUUCUUAUGAAAAUAAGAAAACAGAUGUUUCCUCAGCUGACAUGGUUGUUAGUAACACAGCAGAAACAGAUGUGAUUUUUAAUAAGGUGGAAUCAUCUGGUAGUAAUUAUUCAGAUGUUGAUACAUCAAGCAUUUCUUUCCAAAAUGAUAUGCAUAAUGAUGAAUCUAUAGAAAACACUAAUUGUUUAAAUCAUGAUGUAUACAUUGGUGACCAUUGUGAUGAUCAUUUUAUUAGUGGAAAUUCUAACAUUGAUAAGAAUACUAAAAAUACAUCUCAGGAGAUCGCAAUGAAUAAUUUAUUAUGUGAUGACAACCAGAAGAAAUACAGUGAAACUUGUUUUGUACCUUCUGUUAAACAUGCCCAAUCAGAAAUUGGCAAUAACGGCCAUAUAAAUGAGAGUGGGAAAAAUGAGGAAGAACCAGUUCCUGCAAAGUCUUUGGAAAUUUCUGCAGAUGACUGGAGCAAGGGAAAUGCAAUAAAAAAUUCAAUGGGAGAGAACAUUGAACCUGUGAAAUUUUUAGUGCCUCAAGAAAACUCAGCAUGUAAAGAAAGUAAUAAUAAUAAUCCAAGCCCUAAACAAAAGAAUCUCAGUGAAGUUUCCUAUAACAAAAAAUCAAAUGUGGUAGAUGACAAAUCUGGACAGCUUACAGCUUACGAUUUAAUUAGCAGUCAUGUAAUCAAGAAACCCAUGUCAGCAAGUGCCCUUUUUGUUCAAGAUCAUCGUGUUCAGUUUCUCAAAGAAAAUUCUAAGACCAGUUUGGAGGAUGCAACACGACAAAUUGAAGAACUGUGGAAGACAUUGAGUGAAGAGGAAAAACUGAAAUAUGAAGAGAGGGCUGCUAAAGACUUAGAACGAUACAAUAGGCAAAUCAAGAGAGCCGCUGAACAGGAGUCACAAAUACCAUUACAAGAUAGCAGGAAAAAGCUAAAACCCUCCAGCUCAUGGAAUUUGGCACAGAAACACAAGUUGAAACCGUCGUUAUCUAAUCAGCCAAAACUUGAUGAGCUUUUUCAGUCCCAAAUUGAAAAAAAAAAGAACCAAAACAUUAAAAUAGUUCAAAUUCCCUUUUCUAUGGAAAACUUUAAAAAAAAUUUUGAGAAACACAAGAACUUUGAAUUAGAAGAAAAUGACGAACUUUGCUUGAUCCACCAUCUCAAGUUUCCUGAUGCAUGGCUAGUUACAUCCAAAACAGAGGUAAUGUUAUUAAAUCCAUAUAGAGUGGAAGAAGCCCUGCUAUUUAAAAGACUUCUUGAGAAUCAUAAACUUCCUGCAGAACCACUGGAAAAACCAAUUAUAUUAACAGAGAGUCUUUUUAGUGGAUCUCAUUAUUUAGAGAUUUUAUAUAAAAUGACAGCAGAUGACCAAAGAUCCAGUGGAUCAACUUACCUGUCUGAUCCUCGUCUUACAGCAAAUGGUUUCAAGAUAAAAUUAAUACCAGGAGUUUCCAUUGCUGAAAAUUACUUGGAAAUAGAAGGGAUGGCUAAUUGUCUUCCAUUCUAUGGAGUGAUGGAUUUAAAAGAAAUUCUUAAUUCUAUAUUCAACAAAAAUGCAAAAGAAGUUUUUGAAUGUAGACCUCGCAAAGUGAUAAGUUAUUUAGAGGGAGAAGCAGUCCGCCUAUCUAGACAGUUACCCAUGUACUUAUCAAAGGAGGACGUCCAAGACAUCGUCUGCAGAAUGAAGCACCAAUUUCAAAAUGAAAUUAAAGGUUCUGGAUUCUGCCAAAUCAAGUUAGUAGUAAUGACAGCAGGUAUUUACCAUCUAUUUGCUGGUUACACUGCACUUGUAUGAUCUCAUUUGAUCUUCACAACAGGAUUAUAGGUACUAUUGAGAGAUCCCAGAACUCACGUUCUUGACCUUUAUGCUGACUGCAGUGAAGUAUAGGCCCUGAGGAGCCUUUAGGGACAAUGUAAGUAUUUGGGGGGAAAUAUGAAAAGUAUAAAACAUUCCCUGACGCCAUUCAGGAAUGCUUGAUCAACUUUAGGCUGCUGGGGGGUUUUUUUCCUAUCAGGAGUCGGGGGUAGCCGAGAUGGGUGUGCUCAGGACCAGUUCUUCCGGGUUCCCACUGGGGUGAAGGCCGAAGCCCCGCCCCUGUGAGCCUCCCCAUCUCCCACAAGCCCUUGCGGUAUCCCCUGCACUAUGGGACCAGAUGAGUGAGCGGUAGUGAAGGCGAAAGCCUGCGGCACAGGAUGGAGGUAAUGGCCGCUGUAGGUUGGAGGAAUGGCUCUGGGUCGUAAAGGUGACGCAGGAAUAUAUGGAGGAGAAAGGCGGCCUCACAACAACUGCCAAUUUUCCUCAUUAGGUGGGGGCUUCGCUGGGGAGAGGGAAGACUUAAGGUGUGAAUACACCAAAGUGCUCUUAAGACCCAAGGGCUUUGCUUGGGAUUUUAGCCCAGGCUGUAGGACAGGGUUGGCACCGAACCGUGUGGAGGUGAGACCGCCCCUUUUGCCUGGGCCUUUUGCAUUGAGAGUAUCUGUAUAUGGUCCAGCGAUGCCUAUGGUGUUUUAGAUAUUUCACACACUGAAAAAUGUUAGAUCCACAUUCAGAUGGACAGGUUUUUGUGAUUUUUAUUGGCUAUUUGAGUCUCUGCGAUCUUAUCCAAGUUUUGUGACUGAAAUAGCAGGAAUUGUAAUCUGCCCCACCACAGUCUACAUUUCUUACAUAAAAAUAUGAGUAUGACCUAUUGGGCACCCAAAGUUGCUAAGCAAAUUAAAAUUCCAUUAAUUAUAUUAAAGUAUUUAAGUGAACUAGACUUGUUCUUUGGAUUGGCACAUUCUAGAUUGAGUCAGACAAACUCGUGUUCAUGGAUUCAUCGUUGCUAAAGAGAAUGUGAGGUGACCUAAUCCAACCAUUUUACAGACAAGAAAGGAGAACCCAGAAUUAUUCAAUGAUUUGCCCACAGCUGAUUCCCCACAGCUGGUUGGUACUCUACUAGUUCCACUUUAAAUUGUGAUAUUACCAUAAACUAAAAGGAAGGUAAGUACUGAAAGAAAAAUGUGUCUGUAAAGACAAAUUUUAAAAUGUUGAGAUUGUGAACUGCUUCCCUUUAUAAGCAUCAGUAAUCAUUUGGUUACCUUUUUCUAGAUCUUUGGGUUGAUCUAACCUAAACUUUAAAUUUUUCAUCUUCAAAACCAUUGUUUGAAGCAACACACAGUUGGCCUCUCACCACUGCUACCUUGACAUUUCUCUGCUUGCCUAUUUUUAUCACUUUUUAUUCCUCCUCAAACCACUACAAAUUAAUGUAAAGAUCCCUUUAGUUUUUUAAGUCCUGUCCCAGUGGUUAUAAAAUUUGAGGCAUACUUAGAGAACCAUUGUCAUAUUGUAUGUCAGAGUUUCCCUGACAAUCUCAAGUCCAAUUCUUUUAGCCCAUAUUUUUUUAUUACUAAAAUCUGUUAUCUCAGUAAACAACAACAAAAAAACUAAAACUUAGAAGCCCUCACCCUGAUUGUGCUUCUAGACAUUUAUUUCUUCAUCUCUGAAAUAAAGAUGUUGAAUUUGACCCCCAGGUAUACAAUCAUUUCUCAGGUGCUGUAAUUUUGUUUUUUCCUAUUCUCUCUUGAAUAUUUUUUAGCAGGAAUGAAAUUACCUCUUUUCAUUAAUGACCCACUACAUUACUAUUGACCAUAUUUAAAUGCCUCUGACUAGCUCACUUUUUCCGUAAAAUCUUUUAAACAAAUUGAGGAAAAGGUCAAUUUCUUCUACCCUACUCAAAUUGAACUUGAAAUCACUAUAAAAAAUUCCAUCUCCAGUUUAGUUGUACAAGUAUAUUUAUUCCUUUGUUUAUUCAAUGACAUUUAUUGAAUGUUAUACUUAGUGCUGAACACAAUAUAGAGAGAAGACAUCCCUUGCCCUCUAGAGGACAGAAACUUGCAGGGUAUUAUGUAGGUAGCAUGUACCACCACAUAUCUUUGUGGAAACAGAGGGGUACCCACUCCCACUUUAGAGAAACCUAGGGAAGAAACUAGAACAAAGAAAGGGAGGGUCUUACAGGUAGAGAGGACAGCAUGUGGCAGUGCAUUGGUAAGUGCAAGGAAUUCUAUCAAUAUACCAAUAGAUUUUGAGUAAAUGAAGAUUGGAUUAGAAUGAUAGGCAGUAUCUUGAUCAUAAAGGUUCUCAGUAGCCUCUAAGGAUUUGGGAAAUAUUCUCCUAAGGAACAUAGAAACCAUUAAAAUUUUUAAGCAGGAAAGGACACAAUAAGACACACUUAGCCAAGUGAGUAGUCUACUUGAGAAUUCAAACAUGAGUGAUCCGAACAGAGAGAAAGACUCUGUGGUAACAAAGUCUGCCUGACAUUGAGGUCCUCAUAACCUUGCAUAAGUUUUCACUUUAAAGUCUCUGGGAUGACACCAAAAUAGAAGUAAAGUGGAAAUAAUAUGUCUCCCCAUUUUGCUAAUUCAUGGUAGUAAUAGAUUACUGGGAGAAUGGAGGGUCAUUUGCCUUUCCUUUGAUUUUAGCCAGCCCUGAGUUCCUUACAGACUAGAAAAAUCAGUAUCUUUUCAAAAGUUGAUUAAAUCUGGUGUUUAAAUUUUAACCUAGACUUGUAUCUGGGGCCAUUUGGAAACCAACCUACAGUUUCUAGUUGUUCCUUAAAUGAAAUACAGGGUCCAACAGAAAAAAGGGCUGUGUGAGUGUGGUUGGUAGGGUAAUAUGGGUGU